UGAUCACAGUCGUCGCUUGCGCGCCGCCAAAUCGGCAUCACGCAGCGUGACGAGAGCGAGAGGCGCCUUACGGGAAAUAAACAGAGUGCGGUGUGUAGUAGUGGUGGCAAGAGCGCGCGUUCAACGAGAUGUCGUCGCCGACCAAGAAGGCCAAGGAGCUGGAGGAUCCAGGCUCGGGCGAGGGGGACGCGCAGGACUACAUACGGAACAUCGAGAUACAGAAGACCCUGGAGGAGAUCGACGGUUGUCAGAAUCAAAUCGAUGGCCUGAACGAGAAGGCCAGCGACGAGAUCCUCGAGGUCGAGAAGAAGUAUAACAAGCUGCGCAAGCCCUACUUUCAGAAGCGCAAUGACAUCAUCAAGAGGAUACCCAACUUUUGGGUCACCGCUUUUGUAAACAACAAAGAAAUAGCAGAAAUAUUGGAAGAGGACGAGGAAGACGCUCUGAGAUACCUUAACAAAUUAGAAGUCGAAGAAUUCGAGGACAUCAAAUCUGGCUAUAGGAUUAAUUUUCACUUUGACAAAAAUCCAUACUUCGAGAAUGAGGUUUUAACCAAGGAGUUUCACUUAGGGUCUUCUGGAGAUCCAGCAUCUCAAAGUACACCAAUCUGUUGGAAAGAGGGUGCGGACUUGACGAAGAAAGCAAAGACCAAAGCACCACUGAAAGGACGCAAGAGGCCACUCAAGCACAGAUCAUUUUUCGAUUGGUUCACGGAUCACGGAGAUCCAAGCUCGGACGAGAUAGCUGAAUUAAUUAAGGAUGACAUGUGGCCUAAUCCGCUGCAGUAUUAUCUCGCGCCAGAUAUCGACGUUGAAAAUGGCAUCGAAGGCGACGGUGAGGAAUGUGAAAGUGAAGAGGAAGAGGAAGAAGAGGACGGCGCUGACGAUGGUGAUGAAGGAGGAGAAGGGGGGGAAGGAGAAGAAGGAGAUGAUAGUAUAGUGGUGGUCGAGGAUGACGUCGAUGAGGAUGAUGAAGAGGAAGAGGAGGCUGUGAAUGACGAAGAUGAUGGUGUAAAUGAGGAGGAUGAUCUGCUGGUGGAUGACGAGGUGGAACGCGAAGAUGGAGAGGAGCCCGAAUAGAGUCGACAUCUGAUUCCUGAUAACGUCAAUGACAUUUCAAUGUGAAAAAAAAAAA
This is a messenger RNA of Dinoponera quadriceps, 1134 nucleotides long. It is a transcript of the gene Set, whose product is annotated as protein SET. The coding region runs from base 129 to 1079 and encodes 316 amino acids. The record is from RefSeq and is a predicted model, not a curated record. Gene Ontology annotation, cellular component: chromatin; nucleus. Lineage: Eukaryota; Metazoa; Arthropoda; Insecta; Hymenoptera; Formicidae. Gene Ontology annotation, biological process: nucleosome assembly. Gene Ontology annotation, molecular function: histone binding; chromatin binding. The transcript is spliced from 5 exons.